CUGGAGGCCCCAGGACACCUACCCUGCUAUGCUGUGCCUUCUGUCCUCCAGCCUGCUAGUCAGGAUGUGGGGCAGGACUUCGGAAAAACAGUCAUGGAGGUACAACAACCAUACGCCUUCCCCAUGUGUCAUCCAUAGACUUGACCACAUUGUGAUGACAGUAAAGAACAUUAAAGAUACCACCAUGUUUUAUUCCAAGAUCCUGGGCAUGGAGGUCACAAUUUUCAAGGAAGGCCGAAAAGCACUAUGUUUUGGAGACCAAAAAUUUAAUCUCCACGAGGUGGGAAACGAAUUUGAGCCCAAAGCUGCUCACCCAGUUCCUGGAUCUCUGGACAUAUGUCUGAUCACAGAGGUGCCUUUAGAGAAAAUGAUCCAGCACCUCAAGGCUUGUGAUGUUCCCAUUGAGGAGGGCCCAGUGCCCAGAACGGGGGCAAAAGGGCCUAUUAUGUCCAUCUACUUCCGGGACCCUGACAGAAAUCUGAUUGAGGUAUCCAACUACAUUUCAUCAUAAUCAAGGCUGGCCCCGCUCCACUCUGUUCCCUGUGAUGUUGCCCUCUCC
Molecule: messenger RNA, 559 nt
Organism: Otolemur garnettii (small-eared galago)
Lineage: Eukaryota; Metazoa; Chordata; Mammalia; Primates; Galagidae
Gene: GLOD5
Product: glyoxalase domain containing 5
Exons: 4
Coding region: 29-511 (160 amino acids)
Source: RefSeq, a predicted model, not a curated record